Molecule: messenger RNA, 1122 nt
Organism: Carya illinoinensis
Lineage: Eukaryota; Viridiplantae; Streptophyta; Magnoliopsida; Fagales; Juglandaceae
Product: acidic endochitinase-like
Exons: 1
Coding region: 58-951 (297 amino acids)
Biological process (GO): carbohydrate metabolic process
Cellular component (GO): extracellular region
Molecular function (GO): chitinase activity
Source: RefSeq, a predicted model, not a curated record
GAACACCACAAACACCAAUAGAAAAACCAAGUCUAACAAUCGCAAACCUUGUGCAUUAUGGCAUUAAAUCCUACCAUCUCACUAGCUUUCCUCUCAUUGGUAAUUCUAAUGCUGGCGGUUAGUACUGAUGCUGGUGGAAUCGCAAUCUAUUGGGGUCAGAAUGGAAAUGAGGGUACCUUGGCUCAAACUUGUGCCACGGGAAACUAUGCCUACGUAAAUAUUGCUUUCCUUCCGACCUUUGGCAAAGGUCAAAACCCAGUCAUCAACCUUGCUGGACAUUGCGAUCCAAACAGUAAUGGCUGCACCAAAUUAAGCUCUGACAUUAAAUCGUGUCAGGCAAAAGGAAUUAAGGUGAUGCUCUCUAUCGGAGGAGGGGCAGGGAGCUACUCCCUUACUUCGGCUAAAGAUGCUCGACAAGUUGCAACCUACCUUUGGAAUAACUUCUUGGGGGGAGGAUCCUCAAAUCGCCCUCUUGGAGAUGCUGUUUUGGAUGGGAUUGACUUCGACAUUGAAGGAGGAUCAACCCAACACUGGGAUAAACUUGCGAAGUAUCUCUCCAAAUACGGCAAACAAGGAAAGAAGGUAUACUUAACGGCAGCUCCUCAAUGUCCUUUCCCUGAUGCUUGGAUGGGUGGUGCUCUUAAGACCGGCCUAUUUGAUUAUGUGUGGGUACAGUUCUAUAACAAUCCUCCGUGCCAGUAUUCCUCAGGUAGUAUUACCAAUCUAAUAAAUGCAUGGAACCAAUGGACCUCUAUUCCUGCAACCAAAAUAUUUUUAGGACUUCCUGCAGCACCUAAUGCAGCUGGAAGUGGGUUCAUUCCUGUUGCUGAUUUAAUUUCUAAGGUACUUCCGGCCAUUAAAAGUUCUGCCAAGUAUGGAGGUGUGAUGCUGUGGUCAAAAUACUAUGAUGAUCGAACUAGAUACAGUUCUUCCAUCAAAAGCAGUGUCUAGAACUCCAAAUCAAAAUAGGGUCUCUUAAUCACCCUAUAAUAAAUGCAUUAAGAAUGAUCUCUUAGUAGGAUUCCCCACAUCUUCCAAGCAUAUCUAUGCUCUAUAUUGGUCUAUAAGAUGGCCUGCAUAAAAAUAUCUAUCUAUCCAUCUAUAUGAUCCAUGUUUGCCUCC